Molecule: messenger RNA, 207 nt
Organism: Entrophospora sp. SA101
Lineage: Eukaryota; Fungi; Glomeromycota; Glomeromycetes; Entrophosporales; Entrophosporaceae
Source: the annotation of a GenBank genome assembly
AUGUAUUAUGAUCCUAUAAAAAAGGAAAAGAAAGAGGUCGAAAAAAAAGGAACUGCUAAGUGGGAUACAAGAAUAGAAGAGGUAGAAAGAAGAACAUUAGAAGUCAAUUUACUGCCUCCUUUUCCUCCCAGUAUAGUAAAUGAAUUGCGGAAUCCUAAAAAACCUUGGAGAUAUGGUUAUCUAUUCAAAAAUCGUCCUUUCAUCUGA